AUCAGUCGUUUCACCACAGGGCCCUAGAGAAGGGGUAGGGAACCCUGUUCCUGGAGCGCCACAGGACCCUAGAGAAGGGGUAGGGAACCCUGUUCCUGGAGCGCCACAGGACCCUAGAGAAGGGGUAGGGAACCCUGUUCCUGGAGUGCCACAGGACCCUAGAGAAGGGGUAGGGAACCCUGUUCCUGGAGCGCCACAGGACCCUAGAGAAGGGGUAGGGAACCCUGUUCCUGGAGUGCCACAGGACUCUAGAGAGGGGGUAGGGAACCCUGUUCCUGGAGCGCCACAAGACCCUAGAGAAGGGGGAGGGAACCCUGUUCCUGGAAUGCCACAGGACCCUAGAGAAGGGGUAGGGAACCCUGUUCCUGGAGUGCCACAGGACCCUAGAGAAGGGGUAGAGAAUCCUAUUCCUGGAGUGCCACAGGACCCUAGAGAAGGGGUAGAGAACCCUGUUCCUGGAGCGCCACAGGACCCUAGAGAAGGGGUAGAGAACCCUGUUCCUGGAGUGCCACAGGACUCAGGAGAAGGGGUAGGGAACCCUGUUCCUGGAGCGCCACAGGACCCUAGAGAAGGGGUAGGGAACCCUGUUCCUGGAGUGCCACAGGACCCUAGAGAAGGGGUAGGGAACCCUGUUCCUGGAGCGCCACAGGACCCUAGAGAAGGGGUAGAGAACCCUGUUCCUGGAGCGCCACAAGACCCUAGAGAAGGGGGAGGGAACCCUGUUCCUGGAAUGCCACAGGACCCUAGAGAAGGGGUAGGGAACCCUGUUCCUGGAGUGCCACAGGACCGUAGAGAAGGGGUAGAGAACCCUGUUCCUGGAGUGCCACAGGACCCUAGAGAAGGGUUAGGGAACCCUGUUCCUGGAGCGCCACAGGACCCUAGAGAAGGGGUAGAGAACCCUGUUCCUGGAGCGCCACAGGACCCUAGAGAAGGGGUAGGGAACCCUGUUCCUGGAGCGCCACAGGACCCUAGAGAAGGGGUAGAGAACCCUGUUCCUGGAGCGCCACAGGACCCUAGAGAAGGGGUAGAGAACCCUGUUCCUGGAGUGCCACAGGACCCUAGAGAAGGGUUAGGGAACCCUGUUCCUGGAGUGCCACAGGACCCUAGAGAAGGGGUAGGGAACCCUGUUCCUGGAGCGCCACAGGACCCUAGAGAAGGGGUAGGGAACCCUGUUCCUGGAGCGCCACAGGACCCUAGAGAAGGGGUAGAGAACCCUGUUCCUGGAGCGCUGCAGGACCCUAGAGAAGGGGUAGGGAACCCUGUUCCUGGAGCGCCACAGGACCCUAGAGAAGGGGUAGAGAACCCUGUUCCUGGAGUGCCACAGGACUCAGGAGAAGGGGUAGGGAACCCUGUUCCUGGAGCGCCACAGGACCCUAGAGAAGGGGUAGGGAACCCUGUUCCUGGAGCGCCACAGGACCCUAGAGAAGGGGUAGGGAACCCUGUUUCUGGAGCGCUGCAGGACCCUAGAAAAGGGGGAGGGAACCCUGUUCCUGGAGCACCACAGGACGCUAGAGAAGGGGUAGAGAACCCUGUUCCUGGAGCACCACAGGACGCUAGAGAAGGGGUAGAGAACCCUGUUCCUGGAGCACCACAGGACCCUAGAGAAGGGGUAGGGAACCCUGUUCCUGGAGCGCCACAGGACCCUAGAGAAGGGGUAGGGAACCCUGUUCCUGGAGUGCCACAGGACCCUAGAGAAGGGGUAGAGAACCCUGUUCCUGGAGCGCCACAGGACCCUAGAGUCCUCCAGAGUUUUCCCAGGACUGGCUUUCCUAGCACUUCCUGUUAG
Molecule: messenger RNA, 1786 nt
Organism: Salvelinus namaycush (lake trout)
Lineage: Eukaryota; Metazoa; Chordata; Actinopteri; Salmoniformes; Salmonidae
Product: glutenin, high molecular weight subunit PW212-like
Exons: 2
Source: RefSeq, a predicted model, not a curated record